Molecule: messenger RNA, 3618 nt
Organism: Haplochromis burtoni (Burton's mouthbrooder)
Lineage: Eukaryota; Metazoa; Chordata; Actinopteri; Cichliformes; Cichlidae
Gene: slc25a51b
Product: solute carrier family 25 member 51b
Exons: 3
Coding region: 186-1064 (292 amino acids)
Source: RefSeq, a predicted model, not a curated record
AGGCGUGGAAAAGCGCUGCUGUCACCUGCGUUUGUUAGGACUGCAGACGCGACCUACAGUAGUGGCCCAAUUACCCAGCAGAAAGCAGCGCUCUACCUGUCCAGGGAUAGGACAGCGGCUGGUUUCACUGCAGAAGUAUGUUGAUGUGAUGCUUGAGGAUAAGGCUGUGGUGCACCGGGCCUCUGAUGGCUGUUAGCACCAUGGACUCCGAGUCAGCGCGGACACCUCAGACCCAAGCCCUGACAAAAGGAGGCCAUUCCCUGUUGUCUGCUGGCAUUCUGACCGCCAGGUUUGGACCUCAAGGGAAGCACUAUGUUUGCGGUUCCCUUGCAGCUUUUACCAAUAUAUUGUUGACCUUUCCGAUCCAGAAAGUCCUCUUCCGCCAACAGCUGCAUGGCGUGUUGGCCAUCGAUGCGGUGCGACAGCUCCAGAGGGAUGGACUGAGGAAUCUUUAUCGGGGCUUACUUCCCCCACUUCUCCAAAAGAGCACUACAGUAGCCAUCAUGUUUGGCUUGUAUGAGGACUUCUCUAGAGUCUUACUAGACCAUGCUGGGAGCAGUGGCGUGCCAGAGCUGAUUACAAGAAGCUUUGCUGCAGCUUUGGCAGGAACUGCAGAGGCCAUCCUUACACCGUUUGAGCGUGUGCAGACUCUCCUACAAGACCACCGGCACCACGGGCGCUUCAACAACACAGCACACACCUUCCGGACACUUGUGACAGAGUAUGGUGUGAGAGAGUGCUACCGUGGCCUCGUGCCCAUACUACUGCGCAAUGGUCCUAGCAAUGUUCUCUUCUUUGGGCUCAGGGGACCCAUUAAAGAGCAGCUCCCAGAAGCUACUAGCAAGAUUUCAAGCUUGAGUAGCUGCAGUCACCAUACUGCAGCUCUUGCUGAGUUCGACAACCCGAAGAGGAAAGGCAUGCUGCUUGGACACUUGAGAGAGAGGCUUCAUAGUAGUGGCACAGAGAGAAGACGGGGACAGAGGGUAAUGUUCAGUGGCACAAAAAGCUCAAGCUGCCAUGUAAAUGGAUCACUCGGCCUAUUUCUUCAAGUCUUUUCAUUCUAAUAUCCUCUUCAAAAGUGUAUCAAAUAACGCUGUUUAUCACUUUCCUGAAGCAAAAGUUUCUGGAUCACUACGAAAAUGAAAUGUCACGUUAGUAAUUGUGCUAAAAUGUUUUAAAUCUCAGUUAAAACCUGAAUAAAUACAGAAGUACUUCAGGAAAAAUGAGCUGACUGUCAUUUUUUCACCUAGAGAGAAGAAAGAUUUUCCUUUACGUAACUGAGACACACAUAUGUUAUGAAACAGUUUUUGUGUCUGUUUUGUGACCUCAUUGCUCUGUACCUAUGAGUCAUACAAUGAUAAUGUGUAAACUAUUCGACCUGUUUUUCCCGUUUAUUAAUUAUAAUCCCUUCUUUGUAAGUGACAACACUUAUGCAAUGUGUGUAAGCGUUGUCAAGGAUUUUUGUUUAAAAGAAAUGACAUCAAGUCAGCACUGUGAGACUGAGUUUUGGGUCAGCACAGAGUACCACUUUCUAGCUUACUGUGUCAAGAAGUCUGACAGCAGAUGAUGAUCAGAUUAAGGACAAUCUGACAGAGGGACUUUAGAUCAAGAAGCGCUGAACUGCUGUUGCUUCAAAGCCUCUCAGCUCUCUUUGCACCACAUCAAGUGUCCUUCUGAUUGCUGUCUUAGAUGAAAUCUAACUUUUUUUUAUGUGCAAAUUUAUCUAAAAAUCCUUUUUAAUCAUAGUAGCAGAAAUAUUGCUUGAACUCUGCUAAUUGGCUCUCCACAUAGUUUGAAGACCAGUACCAAAAAAGCAAAAAGGGGAGGGGGUGGCCUCAUGCAUAGACAAACACUGCCAUCUUGAAACUGUAGGAAAUUAACACUGAAAAAACAAUCCUACAAUCUACAUUCGUUAUUGUACUGUGCAGAAAUCUUGAGCCACCCCUCAUUUCUUUAUACUAUGCUUCCAAUAAACCAGAUUUGUUAUAUUGCUCUUGAGCAAUCGUUUUCGGAAGCAGGGUGGGAUCAUCUUGAUACAGAAGGGAGCAAAAGGCACCUAAUAGCCAAAUAAUAGCUUUGCUAUUUCUUCAAGAAGCCUGGAGAACCAUUCCUAAACACUACUUAAAGAAUUUACUCUACUAAGAGAGUUCACACUAUGGUGAAGAAUGAAGGUGGUCACACCAAAUGUUGACUUUCAAGUUCACUAGAAUUGUGCAAACUCAGUUUUUGCAUUUUAUGCUGUAUGUUUCAUGUAUCUUUACAUACAUUUCAAUAAAUUGUUGCACCAAUUUAGUUUUCCUUGCAACAUAUAAAGAAAUAAGGGGUGACCCAAGACUUUUGGAGUUGGAGCGUAAAGAUGGUACAGAGGCUAUGAGAUUCAUAAAUAUUAGUUUAUCUGCUGAAGUGAAAUAUUCACCAUGGGGUUGAAUAUCGGUGUGCAGUGAUAUCUCUUAUGAUCUCAUAAAUAACACUCGAUAUUUGUGAAUGGAGCUUCAUGAAUUGCUUGUUGGUAAAUGAAAGUACACACAGUUCCCAAAUAUUCAAGACAGCAUUAUUAAGGUCAGUGUUUCAUUUAUUCCCAAACAAUACAUUUCUUGGUACAUUAACUUCAUGUUUUAUGUGGGGAUGGAAAAGUGGCUGCUUCUGUAGAAACACAGUGGACUCUCUGACUAUGAAAUGCUGUUCAUACAAUGUUCCCGUACAGGAAAGAGUUAGUGACACAGGCACUCUUUACUGAUGGAGCCAGCCUAAUGAACAACAGGAGACCCUCCUGAGACACAACGUCUUGACGUUAGCACGGUGAUGGACGCUGCACAACUACCUUAACAAAAUUUCCCUCAGUCAUCAGUCUGGAAGAUUAAAUACACUACCUUUCCCCUCACCAGCUGUUUCUCAGCACUUAAGCAGUCUUUAUUUCAGCUAAUCCCCUUAUCAUAUUUGAAUAAGCAACCGCUGACUGAUUUGGCUUAAUUAGCUUCCUGUUGUUUGUAGGUGGCUCGAGUAAAUCCUUCAAAUCGGAUGGCGUCAUGUGAUAUGGAGGAGCUGAUAAGUGAACACUGUACAUCAGCAAACCGAUUGAGCAACGUAGUCCUUUUACUGAAAGUUCACAGACAUCAGUAUAGACAGAAGUCUUUAUAUUGACAAAAUGCUAAUGCCAUGCAACCUUGCAAAAUGUUGCAUUCCUUAAUGCAGAAAGUUUUCCAGAAACAAGACAAAAACCAACAUUCCAAACAAAGAAAGCAUCCAUUAUAUUCAAGCAAACAUAAUGCAGCUGCUGUUUGUUUUUAAUGUUAGCGCAAAAAAACAACAGAGUAUGUGGGGGGGGGGUUGAGGGGUUUAUGUUUGCAUAGCCAUAAACUAAAGUAGGGACAGAAUAGGACACAGAGAUAUAAAUGUAUAUCUACAGUUCUGACCCCAGCAUUGACCAUCAGCCCAUCCAUCAGUCAGUACUCAGUUAAUAAAGUGGUGCACCCAAAGACGAAACAUUGGCAGGGAACAGUUGUGGCUCAGUGUUUUAAGACUUUGGAUCUUUGCUACAUCUGGAUAGAGUUUAACAGUCACUCUUGUGCCUCGUCAAAAAAAAAAAAAAACUACAUAAAUAAGGUCCCCUGUUUUGGU